GGAGUGAGGGAGCUGGGAGACUGUACUGCACAGGCUCUGACAGGCCUGAUAAUACAGCUGCAGAGCUCAGGAUCUCCACAGCCUCCGGGCCCGAAGGAGCAGCAGGCGGUCCGCAGUCUGCUGGACACUCUGCAGGCGCUGGCUCCCUCGCAGAGCAGCCACAGGGAGACGCUCUGUGUCGGGGGGGUGUCCGUCUGCCUGUCCCACUUCCAGGUGAAGACCCGCGCGCGCUGAGGGGGGAGCAGAGCUGGCCGGUGAGAUCUGAAAUCGACUCUGGCUGGUCCACCAUCGGUCUGCUGAUUUCCACAGUGUGCUGCUGGCUUCUCGGCAGUACAGUAGCGCCUGGGGCGAAGAUUCCUAAGUAUCAAUUAUACAUGAUACUCUAACACGAGGUUGGAUGCAGAGACGGCGAUACUGCAUCUGCGAAUCUGAAUAUCGGCUCUUCAGUUUUGUUCGCCCUGCGUCCCCCCCGGCUCGGAGAAGGACCGGUCCUUCCUGCCUGUGUCCCUGACCGUGUGCUCAUCAGCGCCCCCUGAUGGACGUGCUGUGCCUGUGCGCUGUGCUGCUGGGCCUGGUGGGGACUGCCCUCUCCUCCUCUUCCUCAGAGUCACAAAGGCAGAGGCAUGACUCCAACCUGGAGAUCUGUAUCCUCUCGAGUGGUCUGUCCUGUAGAGACACUGAGAAAGAGACUGUAGGGACAGUCAGUAAAGAGCUCUGUCUUUAUUCAAUUUGUGAAAUGUGUGAGGUCAGCGAGAUGCGUGACGUGAGAGGUGGGGUGCUGUACCCACACGCGCAUGUGGACACGAGUCCCCUGUUCCUGCAGGUGCUGGAGGACUCCAGGGCUGUCCUCAUGGCCGCCAACAUGCAGCCUGACGACCCCUUCCCCCUGGACGACAAGCUCAAGGAAGCGUACUCCCACGUGGUGGAGAACACGGCGUUCUUCGGCGACGUGGCCCUGCGCUUCCCGCGGAUCGUGCACCACUACUUCGACCGCAACGCCAACUGGAACCUGCUGCUGCGCUGGGGGCUCAGCUUCUGCAACCAGACCGGGGUCUUCACUGGGGGCGCCCACCAGCACGUCCUGACACUGAUGGCUCAGGAGCUGGGCAUCAUCGAGAAGUCUCCUGACUUUACCAACCCCUACCGCACCGAGAGAGACGAUGUCCUGCACACGGCCGAGGCCUUCCAGAGGGUGCUGAGGGAGGAGGAGAAGCGCCGGAGGAAAGAGGAGAAGAGGAAAGAGAUCAGGAAGGGGCCGCGCAUCUCUCGCUCCCGCUCGGAGCUAUAGCGCACAGACUGGCACUGGGGCACCGGGAGGGAGGGGAGACAGCACGCUGUGUGGAGAUGGAGGGAGGGAGGGGAGACAGCACGCUGUGUGGAGAUGGAGGGAGGGAGGGGAGAGACAGCACGCUGUGUGGAGAUGGAGGAGGGGAGACAGCACCCUCUGUGGAGAUGGAGGAGGGGAGAUACCACAGAGUGUUGGGGAAGGCUGUGGGUAGAGACAGAGAGCGGGGGGCUGUGGGUGGGGACUGUGGGCAAGG
Lepisosteus oculatus (spotted gar) is the source of this 1541-nucleotide messenger RNA. Lineage: Eukaryota; Metazoa; Chordata; Actinopteri; Semionotiformes; Lepisosteidae. The record is from RefSeq and is a predicted model, not a curated record.